Molecule: messenger RNA, 2352 nt
Organism: Pleurotus ostreatus (oyster mushroom)
Lineage: Eukaryota; Fungi; Basidiomycota; Agaricomycetes; Agaricales; Pleurotaceae
Exons: 9
Coding region: 1-2352 (783 amino acids)
Biological process (GO): ubiquitin-dependent protein catabolic process
Molecular function (GO): ubiquitin protein ligase activity; protein binding
Source: RefSeq, a predicted model, not a curated record
AUGGCUAUGGCGAGCAGCUCAAGCACCGUAGAGAGGGCCAUUCGUGUUACUCUGGGGGGAGCUAACGGGCUCGUCAAGAGAGACUUCUUUAGCCUUCCUGAUCCAUUCGCUGUGCUCACCGUCGACGGUGAACAAACGAAUACGACCCGAAUCAUGAAGAAGUCGCUGAGUCCACUCUGGAAUGAAACCUUCGAUGUGAAUAUCCGCCAGUCGUCCACCAUCGCGAUCCAGGUAUUCGACCACAAGAAGUUUCGAAACCGAGACCAGGGUUUCCUUGGUGUAGUCAGUGUUCCUGCUUCGGAGGUGAUACAAUCUGCGGAAGAGAAUCGUGGCCUCAUCACCAAAGAUCUCACAAUGGCCGAAAACAAGCUGAACGUCUACGGAAAGCUCAUGCUCACAUUCGCAUUCCCAUCACAACGACCAUCUGAAGCCCAAGAUUUCUCGCGUCUCCCUAGAGCACAGUCUACUAUAGGUCUCUCCUCCGAGUUCUCAUCACAGGCUUUGUCGUCGUCCCUCACUCCUGCCCGGGCUUCAGUACCAUUACCCCCGUCGACCAGGCCGUCCACAUCCUCAUCAUCCCUUCGACCAUAUUCUACUAUUAGUGCUCCAUCCAUGCCUACACCUUCAAUAGAGAACGACGACCCUAUGCCUCCAGGUUUCGAGCGACGAUUAGAUCCCCACGGACGGCCCUACUACGUCGACCACAACACGAGGACAACAAGCUGGCGAUCCCCCAAUGCUCCAGCGUUAACGUUUCAGCAAUCUCCUCCUCCCACGACACCGUCUCCGCAUGUCUCCGCUUCCAACACACCAGCUCGUGCAGUAUCUCCAGCCGUCUCGAAUGCACCACCCCGAACUCAAAGCACAAUAACGAUACCGACUCCGCCAUCUGCUGCACCUCUAUCUAUCCCCCUUCCUGCUGGCUGGGAAGAGCGCGCUACGCCGGAAGGCCGACCAUACUUUGUUGAUCAUAGAACUCGCGCUACAACAUGGGUAGAUCCACGCCGACAACAACUUGCCCUACGACAGCAACAGCAAUCUACAGCCGCCCUUCCUUCACAAGUCCCCAAUCCACAGCUCGGACCUCUUCCAUCGGGUUGGGAGAUGCGAAUUACUUCUGCUGAGCGAAUCUACUUUGUUGACCACAACACACGAACUACCUCCUGGGACGAUCCCCGGCUUCCAUCACAGGUCGACGAAUCAGCACCCAAAUACAAACGUGAUUAUCGCAGGAAAGUAGUGUACUUCAGGAGUCAACCCAGAAUGCAGGUCUCACCAGGGAAAUGCGAGAUCAAAGUGCGACGAAGUCAUAUCCUUGAAGAUAGUUUCACUGCUGUCAUGGCCUUCCCAGCUACUGACCUCAAACGCCGGUUGAUGGUAAGCUUCGAUGGCGAGGAAGGUUUAGACUAUGGCGGUGUCUCGAGAGAAUGGUUCUUCCUUUUGUCACACGAAAUCUUCAAUCCUAGUUAUGGGUUGUUCGAAUAUUCUACCAGUGAUAACUACACCCUCCAAAUCAAUCCAGCGUCCGGCAUCAACCCUGACCAUUUGGACUACUUCCGAUUCAUUGGACGAUGCCUUGGCCUGGCGAUUUUCCACAGACGAUUUCUUGAUGCCUACUUUGUCCGCAGCUUCUACAAGAUGAUCCUAAAAAAGACGUCAACAUUGGAGGACCUAGAUAGCGUUGAUACAGAUCUACACCGGUCAUUAACUUGGAUGUUGGAAAACGAUAUCACGGACGUCCUCGACGAGACAUUCACGACGAUGGAAGAACGCUUUGGGGAGAUUGUGACCGUCGAACUCAAACCAGGUGGCGGCGAUAUUCCCGUGACGGAAGAGAACAAAGGCGAAUACGUGAAGGCCGUCGUUGCCUACCGGAUAUCUGAACGGGUGAAGGAACAAUUCAAUGCCUUCAGCCGCGGACUCCUCGAACUUAUCUCGUGGGACUUGAUCAAUGUCUUUGAUGAACGCGAGCUUGAGCUGCUCAUUGGUGGGAUGUCUGACAUUGACAUUGAUGAUUGGAAUAAAUUCACCGACUACCGGGGCUAUGAGAAGACCGACCAAGUCAUAGAAUGGUUUUGGCAAUGUCUUCGUUCAUGGCCCGCCGAACGCAAGGUUCGCCUCCUUCAGUUUACAACAGGUACCUCUCGCCUUCCCGUCAACGGAUUCAAGGACCUUCAAGGGUCCGAUGGACCGCGUCGAUUCACCAUCGAGAAGUCCGGCGACCCUCAAGGGCUUCCGAGGAGUCAUACGUGUUUCAAUAGGCUUGAUUUGCCGCCGUAUGAAGAUUACAAGAGCCUGGAGAGUAAACUGCUCUUCGCCAUCGAGGAAACCGAAGGAUUUACUGUUGAAUAA